GAGUGUGAGCCUCUGUGUGUGUUGGGGGAGAUGCAGAGUGAAAAUGUGGGUAGUUGGAGUUUAUUAAGUCCCUUUUAUGUGCAAGUACAUGUAUGUGCACAUGUCAGAGGCAGAGAGAUAAAUAUGUAUGUGUGAUCAUGCAGUCUAUAUAUGUUCAUGCAGUUCUUCACUAGGUAACAGUGGUGACAGGCACGGAUGUUAAUAGAUCCCACUGCUCUCUCUGGGACCUUAAUGAUGAUGAUGAUGAUGAUGAUGCACUGCUUGCAGUUCUCUCCAGUGAGAGAGGGAAAGGAGUUGAGUCCAUUGGCUGCAGAUCUGGUCACAAGGAACCACUCUCAUUCUCCUGCGCUCUUACUGACACUCAUAUUUCACUCGCUUUGACGAAAGGGAAAGGAGUUUGCAGUGAGUUGAGUGAAACCUGAGUAUUGUGUUGUUAGCAGUGGAAGAUAAAGCCACACAUUUCAUCCAACAGUAAGUCUGAUCAUGUCUACACCAGCCAAGAGAAGCCAGUGGAAAGAGGAGCUAUUUCCCAGGAACCAUAGACUUCCUAAGAAAGUACUGCUGAACUGCUGUCUGGUGAGACGUAUCAUCUCCUGGGUCCAGCCUGUAAAAAAAGACAGUACCGAGGAUGAGUUGGAGCUGUCAGCCGUGCGCCAUCGGCCCGAAGGCCUGGAGCAGCUGGAGGCUCAGACCCGAUUUUCUCGCAAAGAGCUACAGAUUCUCUACCGCGGCUUCAAAAACGAAUGUCCAAGUGGUGUGGUCAAUGAAGACACAUUUAAGGACAUUUACGCACAGUUCUUUCCACAAGGAGAUGCAUCCACAUAUGCACAUUUUCUUUUCAACGCAUUUGACACAGACCACAACGGUGCAGUGAGUUUUGAAGAUUUUGUUAUGGGCCUGUCUAUAUUGCUCCGAGGCACGGUUCAGGAGAAACUCAACUGGGCAUUUAACCUGUAUGAUAUUAACAAAGAUGGAUAUAUAACAAAAGAGGAAAUGUUAGAUAUCAUGAAAGCCAUUUAUGACAUGAUGGGCAAGUGGACGUAUCCUAUUCUUAAAGAGGAAACUCCAAGACAACACGUGGAGAUAUUUUUCCAGAAAAUGGACAAAAAUAAGGACGGUGUGGUCACCAUAGACGAGUUUAUAGACUGCUGCGAAAAUGAUGAAAACAUCAUGAGAUCGAUGCAGCUUUUUGAAAAUGUCAUUUAAAAGCCGAGUGGACGUCAUACCUCCGGUGGCUAGUCGACUCAUGCAAGCACCUUUCUGCUCCACAUGUGCCGAUAUCAUUAAGAGAAAUGUAUUUGAAUGGAAGGCAAACCCAAGAAACCCAGAAAAAAACAACACCUUUUUGAGUUCAAGCUACAUUUCUGUUCAUUUCAUUACAGCUCUUGUUUAGAAGUCAUCAUUUUAAUUAACAGCAGUUGCCAUUUGAAAGGUUUUUGUGCAUGGAGUAUAAUGAACUCACCUAUAUAGGAGGAUAUGCUGGGAUGGAUUACUUUUAAUCUUUCAGCCAUGUUCCAUUAAAUGUUAGCAGUAAUAGUUUAACAAAAUGAAAAUAUCGUUUUCAUUACCUCUAACAGCAGUAGCAUUUAUUUCUGCCCAUAAUGUUCUGAGAAAGACUGGGAACAUUAGCAACAGUCAGUUUUAACUAUGUACUGCGGAGAGCAUGUUUUAUACACAGUGCAUGUGGAAUCAGUUACAGGAUGUACUGUAAAUCUGCAAAUAAGAUCCCCAACAGAUAUCUUCAUCCUUAAUUUAGUUGUUAUAUUUUGUCAAAAGCAUUUAAACUUUUUUCCAAAUGCACAGACAUUUUGAUUACAGAUAGUUCUUAAGAGUUUUAGUCCAAAGUCAGAUAUCUAGAAAUCUUUUUUCAUAUGAUAAAUCCAUUUUUUUCUAUUUUAAGUGUAUAUGAAAUAACUGAAUAUCGAAAUAAUCGAAUAAUAACUGAAUUUGCCAACUGCAUCAUAGAGUCAUAGCAAAUAUACUCACUUAAGUCAAUAUUUUUAGAUUUACGUCUUGAGAAACUACAGUACUGUUCUUAAAACAAUGGUAUUGCAGAUUGUUUUUAUUUACUAAGACUCUAAAAUUGUAGCAGGUAUAGACUGUUUCACAGUAUUUGAUUUGAUUCAUGAUUGUGUGUGUGUGUGUGUGUGUGUGUGUGUGUGUGUGUGUGUGUGUGUGUGUGUGUGUGUGUGUGUGUGUGUGUGUGUGUGUGUGUGUGCGC
Molecule: messenger RNA, 2221 nt
Organism: Tachysurus fulvidraco (yellow catfish)
Lineage: Eukaryota; Metazoa; Chordata; Actinopteri; Siluriformes; Bagridae
Gene: kcnip4a
Product: potassium voltage-gated channel interacting protein 4a
Exons: 9
Coding region: 484-1206 (240 amino acids)
Biological process (GO): regulation of potassium ion transmembrane transport
Cellular component (GO): voltage-gated potassium channel complex
Molecular function (GO): potassium channel regulator activity; calcium ion binding
Source: RefSeq, a predicted model, not a curated record